AAUCUCAGUCCUCCAUUCGCUGCAGUUCGGAUUCUCCCCCAUCUCGUUCCCGAUCGCAGCUACCACCACAGCGGCAGUCCGGCGCACCCUCUGUCGUAGCCCGCUCCCAAUUGCGAGCAGCAACUGCUUGGGGAAAGAGUAGAGGGAGAAAGGUGUUGAUGGCAACAGGAACAUCGUCGGCGUAUCCGCCACCUCCUCCGUAUUAUCGCCUGUACAAGGACUAUCUUGAGGAUCCCGAGUCUGCUCCCGAACCUCCCCCGCCCGUCCAGGGGACUUACCCUCUCUUCGGCGCCACCUACACUACGGAUGUGGUGCUGCCGAGCUUAGAGGAUCAGGGAGUACGUCAGCUCUACCCCAAAGGCCCCACCAUUGACUUCAAGCGGGAAUUAACAUCCCUCAAUAGAGAGCUUCAACUGCAUAUUCUCGAGUUAGCAGAUGUUCUAGUUGAGAGACCGUCUCAAUACGCACGUAGAGUUGAAGACAUCUCUCUUAUUUUCAAGAACUUGCAUCAUCUUCUGAAUUCAUUGCGUCCUCAUCAGGCGAGAGCAACACUCAUUCACAUUCUAGAACGUCAGAUACAACAGAGGAAGCAAGCAAUAGAGGAUAUCAAAAGGAGGAGAGAGGAGGCACAAAGGCUUCUCAAAGAAUCACUCCAGAAUUUGGAUGGUCAUCUGGCAUGAAUACUGUUCUCCUCUAAUGCCUCAUCGUUAGUACAUGAUUUAUCUUGUUAUGUCAUAUCAAGAAUUUUAUGGGAGGCUCUGCUGUAGAGAAUGUGUUUGUUUCCCUUGUGAAUUGUGCAUUUAACUAACAAAAUGAAGUUUUCCUUCACAUAAAGCUUGAACUAAACUUAGAUUUUUUAUUUGUACCAUGCAUCA
Musa acuminata subsp. malaccensis (wild Malaysian banana) is the source of this 875-nucleotide messenger RNA. Its product is annotated as mediator of RNA polymerase II transcription subunit 7a. Gene Ontology annotation, molecular function: transcription coregulator activity. Gene Ontology annotation, cellular component: mediator complex; core mediator complex. Lineage: Eukaryota; Viridiplantae; Streptophyta; Magnoliopsida; Zingiberales; Musaceae. The record is from RefSeq and is a predicted model, not a curated record. Gene Ontology annotation, biological process: regulation of transcription by RNA polymerase II.